Molecule: messenger RNA, 1188 nt
Organism: Brassica oleracea var. oleracea
Lineage: Eukaryota; Viridiplantae; Streptophyta; Magnoliopsida; Brassicales; Brassicaceae
Exons: 7
Coding region: 1-1188 (395 amino acids)
Source: RefSeq, a predicted model, not a curated record
AUGGGAAUGGCCGGUUUCACGGUAGCACUGAUGAUGAUAUGGGUAAUAAUAUCUCCUUGUGUCAAUGGAAAAGAGUUCUCCAAUCACAAGGAAAUCGAAGUAGAAAGACUUUUGAAGCGGCUCAACAAGCAUGCUCUUAUAUCCAUUAAGUGCGAAGAUGGAGAUAUAAUAGAUUGUGUUCCGAUACAUAGUCAACUAGCUUUUGAUCAUCCUCUGCUUAAAAACCACAACAUCAAGAUGAGACCGAGCUUUAUACCGGAAAGUACGUCUACGUACACCAAGAAUGAUACAAAUGAUACUCAGGCGUGGCACAAGAAUGAAAUAUGCCCAGAAAAUACAGUUUCGAUAAGAAGAAUAAAGAAAGAAGAUAUCUUACGGUCAGGAUCCAUUGAAAAUUUUGGGAAAAAGAUGACUCCAGGCAUCCGUUUAUAUGGUUCAAGCAGUAUUCAUGAGUACGCGAUCAUGAGGGCAAAGAAAGGAAAGUAUUUCGGGACACAAUUUGUAGUGAAUAUCUGGAAACCAAAAGUUCAAGAACCCAACGAGUUCAGCUUAGCUCAGACUUGGCUCUCGUCUGGAGUUGGCGCUAAGCUUAACACAAUUGAAGUUGGUGUUCAGGUUUAUCCAGGAAUAUCUGGUGAUAAGAAUCUAAGAUUAUUUGUGUUCUGGACGGCCGAUGGAUACGGAAAGACAGGGUGCUACAACAUCGACUGCCCAGGUUUCGUUCAAACGAGCAAUCGUAUCACUGUAGGUAGAGCCUAUAAAAGCGUCUCAAAAUACGAAGGUGUUCAACACGUGCUUCCCAUACUGAUAUGGAAGGACGUCGAUCGCUGGUGGCUACAGGUUGACAAAGAGGUUGUCGGCUACUGGCCUGAUAAGAUAUUCAGUUCUCUAGGAAAGGGAGCUACGGACAUUGACUGGGGAGGUGAAAUCGUUAACGAGAAGACCGGUGGGAAACACACGAGCACGGAAAUGGGAAGUGGGCAUUUUGCAAAAGAAGGUUUUAAAAAGGCGAGCUAUUUCAAGAAUCUUAUGAUAGUUGAUAAAUCCAAUACUUUGAUAGAACCACAAGGACUAUACUCUGAUGUUACCAAUGAGAACUGUUACAGCAUUAAGAAAGGACGUAAUGGAACUGCCUGGGGGAUUAGUUUCUUCUAUGGUGGUUCUGGGCGGAACGCCAAAUGCCCUUGA